UUAUAUGUUUACAUAAUAAUUUAAUGUUUGCAUAAUUACGUGUAUAAGAAAUGAAUAUCAGUCAUCAUCCAAUUCAAAGAUAUCAUAUCAUCAUUGCUACGUCCUGUUUAAUGGAAAAUGAUGAAAGGGACUUUGGAUUGAAUUACCUCCGACAAAAACGCUUGUGAUGUUUCUUCCACUAAUCACAUUUUUAUCCCACUGAAAUCUCCUUGCUAUCACCUUCAAUUAAGCACAAUUUCUCUUAAUCCAUACUAAUGGGGGAAGCCUCAUUUCUUGCCUAUAUAGAAGGCCCUCGCUCCAGAUCGAGUAAUGAUUAAGAAAUUUCUCCUCUUAAAUAAGGAUUAACCUCGGUGAUUAUGCAUUGAAAUCACUAAAGAACUAGAACACGCUAUCCAGAGCUUAGAUCCUAUGGGAAAAAAGGAAACAAAGCAGAAGACCAACUUAACACAAUUUUUCAUUGUAGGUCUUUUCUAGCUUUUUUGUCUUUAUCUCUUCUAGCCAAAGUCUGAUAGCUUUUAAAUUCCAGCGUUGUGCUUUUUGUUUGUAUUUUUUUUGUGCGAGGUUGCUCUAAGGUCAGAUCUUAAAAAUCUACCGUAUGUCAUGAUAAUGUUUUCUUUCCAAAUUUAGCUCUAGUUUUGGCAGAUCCAGAAGUGAAGAUGUUUCGUUGGUGAUUUUUGGCUGCAUCUGCGAUAAUUUGAUGUUUUUUUUUUAUCAUAAAUCUAUUAGAGGUCUUUUGAUUGGAAGAUAUUGUGUUUGAACACGAAGUCAUAACUCGAUCUUUUGGUAGGCAACAGUGGAUGCUGCAACAAUGGUUCUCGGGUGUCAAGUGGGAGUCUUUAGAGAAAAAAUAAUUAAAUAAUCAGUAGAGCCUAUCAAGUUAAUUAAAUAAUCAGUAGAUCCUAUCAAGUUAAGGAUUCAAUCUUUAAAAUUUUUAAAUAAAAAUUCUUUUUUUUUAGUGAAUCCUUGCACUAUUUGCGGGUCCCCACGACUACAUGGCGGUCCGUGAAUCUUUUUUUUUUUUUUUUUUUUUAAAUCUAAAAUAUCCAGAAUUAAUCUAAAAUGACCUUGUCGGUAAGGACUCCAAUGAGUCUCACCGUUGCUGCGCAUGCUCUUAUAUUCACCGAAUCUUUAUUAUUUUAAGUUUUCCGUCAAGUUUUUUUUUGGGCUUUGGUGUUCAAGUUUUUAUCUCUAGUAAUCCGUUUAAAGAUUUAGGUUGUUAUGGUUUCUGUUUAGCUUUCAUAUUAUUUUUUGUGGCUUCCUAAAUUAACUUAAACUUUAAUAAGGUUGUUAUGAUAUUGUUAACGUGUCAGUUGUCACUAAAGAUUAUCUAUGCUAUUUCCAUUGUGGGAAAACCCAUUAUUUUUUUUUCUUUUUAUUUCAUCUUUUUUAAUAAUGUAAUGGUUUUAAACCAAUAAUAAUAAAAUAAAGUGUUAGAGAAAAAGCUGAAGACCAACUCCAAUUAUAAAAAUUAUGUUGGAGGUUUCUGUUUAGCUUUCAUAUUAAUUUUUGUGGCUUCCUAAAUUAACUUAAACUUUAAUAAGGUUGUUAUGAUAUUGUUAACGUGUCAGUUGUCACUAAAGAUUAUCUAUGCUAUUUCCAUUGUGGGAAAACCCAUUAUUUUUUUUCUUUUUUUUUUCAUCUUUUUUAAUAAUGUAAUGGUUUUAAACCAAUAUUAAUAAAAUAAAGUGUUAGAGAAAAAGCUGAAGACCAACUCCAAUUAUAAAAAUUAUGUUGGAGGUUUUUGAAGCAAUUAGCUCAAAUCCUAUGACAAUACCCCAGUCUAUUUUAAAAGUUUGUAAUUGUGCCCCCGGUUAACAGUAUUCCUAGAUCUGCCACUGUAAGGAACGAUCUAUCAGAAAGAAAAAAACAAAUAGAAAACAAAAAGAACAAGAAAACUUCAAUUCCUUAUGAAAGAUUUGGAUAGGGUAAGAGGAAAGUAAAGGAAGAAAAAUCUAUUUUAAGAAGAGAAGAGAGAGAUAACUUUUCCCCAUUGUUUAGAUCUAGAUGGGCAACUUUGAUUUAUGUAUGGAUUGUGGUGAAAAAAGUUGUUUAGAUCUAGAAGAAAUCGAUUAAGAUGUCGCCAGGUGCUAAGCAGGGAAGGAUGCACAUGGCAACCGACACUUCACCCGCAAAGAUGAGCAAAAAGUGGGUUUAUUUGGGGGUUUGGCCUUUUAGCCUCACCAAAACCAAAAUACAAAUUACAAGUAUUUUUAUUAUUUAUUUUCCUUUUUGUUGAUUGACGGAUUGUAUACGUUAAUUACAUAAGUCGUUUUCAUCUCUAUGUUUAAUGAAAUAUUGGAACUUAUAGCAUGCAAGGUUAAAAGAGGACUUAAUGGAUUAGGAACUUAUAAGAUUUUGCAGGUUCUUAGAUUUGGUGAAAUUUAGGUGAAUUUUCAGGAUAUUUAAGUGAUUUCAGUGAGAUUUUUUUUUUUUAAAUCUACUGAUGAUUCGGCAAAAUUUUUGCCAGUAAAUUUCAGAAUAUUAUGAGUGAUUUAAUAAUGAAAAAUGAAAUGAAAUGAUUUAAAUCUAAAGAAAAUGUAUUCUAUAUAUUUCUUAUUCAAAUAAAAUGUAAAUAGAUUUAAAAUUUGAGUAGAUUUGAAAAAUUUAGGAAUACUUGAAUUUUAAGAAAAUGUAUUCGUUUUAUAUUUAUUAUUCAGAUAAAAUGUAAACAGAUAUAAUAUUUUCGUUAAAUUUUUGUUAUCUAUAGAAAUGUAAAUAUGGUAUUGAGUUUUUUAUGAGUUUUAAUUUCCAAUGUACGUUAAGGGUUGAGACUAUAAAAACUAAAAGUUUUAUUUAAAAGAAAACUUCAAAUACCAUUAUAAAAGUUGGUCUUUCAAUUUAUUUAUUUAUAAACCUUUCAGUCUUUUCAAAUCAUAUUUGAUAAAUUUCCAAUAAGGUGAUAUUUUAAUAAAUUGUACAAAUGAUUAGUUAAAAAUGAAUUCAAGAUAAUUUUUUAUACAUGCUAAAUCUAAUAAGAGAAAAUUUGAAGAAAAAAUAUAUUAAAUACAUUCAGAUCCUCCAUACAAUAACCAUUUAAGUGAUUUAUGGAAGAAAAAUAAUUGUUGGAAAAACAUUUGGGGAAGAAUUUUUUUUUUUUUUUAAUAAAUUACAUUUAUGUAUGUUAGUUAGUAAAAGAAAUAAAAUAAAACACUAAAAUUUACAUUUUUUGGGAAGUUUAAUUAAUCUAUGGAUUCAGUUUCUCGCCAAUCGGGUAGAUUAGCUAGGGAUCGAGCUGUUUCUUCUCAAAUCUCGAUGCAAAGAAAAAAAAGCUUUCUAGUUAACGUAGCUCAAUCGUCUCUUUAAUCUCCUAUUUAUAUGCGUUUCAUUAUUUGAAGAAGCACGUUUAAAUACUCCUGAUCGUAAGCUGUUUUUUACAUCAACCCAUAUAUAUUCAUUUUUAGUCUAGGGUUUUUGUUUUUGAAAAGUAUCUGGAUCAAAAUAAAUUUCUUCUCUUUUUGGUUGUUUGUGUCUUGAUGGUUAUAAUGGUUGAACUCUUAUUUCUUCUUUCUUUUUUGGUAGAACUACAAAGUUAUUGCUUUCAUAUGUAUCUUGAGAACAAAAUAGUGAAAAAUGGGGUGAAUUUUAUUUCAUUACUCUUUAAGAAACCAGUUUCAUGGUUGUGUUUCACCUCCCCACCACUACUUCACAUCUUAGGGCUUAGUUUAUCGCAAAUCCUCCUGACCUCGGCUUCUUUGUUCUUCUGCUCUCUUUUCUUGCCUCUCACAAAGCAACAACCAAACCCUCAAAAAGAGGUUCAAGAUCAAGAUCUUGGUCAACAAGACUCUUUAGGAGACAUCAUCGAAAUAUCUAGGACCGGUGAUGAGAUUUUCACAAAUAAAGACGAAGACGAUGGAACAAUCCCUGAUGAGGAAAGCUUCAUAGAGCUCUCUUUACCAAGCGGCCACUACGUUGGCCAACACUUCAGUACGAUGGCUGGACAUCAAGAUUUCGGACUUAUCCAACUAUUAGCCGAGUUUGAAGACGAUAAUCUGAUCGAAAUCGAUAUUUCCGUCGGAUCCAUUAAGUGUUACACGUUCCAGAUCAAAGCCUGAUUCAUCUUCAUAUAUUUUCUACAACUUGGAUGUAAAGUAAUUGCGGUAUUUUUGCACGUCAGAAGUGCUCUGUGUUUUUGUUGUUCUAGAUCUCUCCAGUCUUGUGGGGUUUUGCUAUUGAUAUAUAUUAGCUACAACAUUAUUCCGA
This is a messenger RNA of Brassica napus (rape), 4200 nucleotides long. RefSeq lists its product as uncharacterized. The coding region runs from base 3474 to 4052 and encodes 192 amino acids. Lineage: Eukaryota; Viridiplantae; Streptophyta; Magnoliopsida; Brassicales; Brassicaceae. The transcript has a single exon. The record is from RefSeq and is a predicted model, not a curated record.